Lachnellula hyalina is the source of this 405-nucleotide messenger RNA. RefSeq lists its product as uncharacterized. The transcript is spliced from 3 exons. NCBI's taxonomy places the organism in Eukaryota, Fungi, Ascomycota, Leotiomycetes, Helotiales, Lachnaceae. Bases 1 to 405 code for a protein of 134 amino acids. The record is from RefSeq and is a predicted model, not a curated record.
AUGAUCACAGGCAUAGCUCACGUAAAUAUCCUCGUCCCACCUGGGACGCUCGAGCAAACCGAAGAAUUCUACGCCGGCACUCUGGGCUUCACAUCUAUCACCGUGCCAGAGAGACAGAAAGGAACUCUCAAAUGGUUCGAUAUCGUCCCUGGUGGCCAGCAAAUCCACGUCGCCUUUGGCACCAAUGAGCCCAAGUCCUCUCGGCACCCAUGCUUCAAAGUCGAGUCACCUGACGCUUUGUUGAAACUGCAGACGAGGAUAUAUGAGCAUUUUGAGAGUGGAAAGCAGGCGGCGCCGUUGGAGGCCGAUAAGCCUGGGGAGAGUUCUGGAGCCGUGGGUGUGGAGUACCCGUCGAGGUUUUUUGCCAGGGAUUAUGCGGGGAAUAGGUUGGAAUUUAGUCUGUGA